AAUGCAUGCAUCUGGCCGUUGUGGCAUGUGGGGACCGGCUGGAAGAGACGCUAAUCAUGCUGAAAUCAGCAGUUCUCUUUAGCAACAGGAGGCUCUGUUUUCACAUUUUUGCUGAGGAUUCCCUUAAGCCUGAAUUUGAGAAGAAGCUAAAGGAAUGGCCUUCCUCAUAUACAAAGAAGUUUGAAUACAACAUUUACCCAAUAACCUUCUCAGUAGGAAAUGCUCAGGAAUGGAAAAAGUUAUUCAAACCAUGUGCUGCCCAGCGCCUUUUUCUUCCGGUCAUUUUAAAGGAUGUGGAUUCUCUCCUUUAUGUGGACACUGAUGUUCUCUUCCUGAGGCCCAUCGAUGACAUCUGGCACAUCCUGAAAGAGUUCAACUCAACACAGCUAGCUGCUAUGGCCCCAGAACACGAAAUACCAAAGAUUGGCUGGUAUAGUCGAUUUGCGCGUCACCCUUAUUAUGGGACAACUGGCGUCAAUUCUGGAGUGAUGCUAAUGAAUUUAACACGGAUACGCAACACUCAGUUCAAGAACAGCAUGAUACCCAGUGGUUUGACUUGGGAGGAAAUGUUAUAUCCGUUAUACCAAAAGUACAAAAAUUACAUUACAUGGGGAGACCAGGAUUUACUAAAUAUAAUUUUUUACUUUAACCCAGAGUGUCUUUAUGUGUUUCCAUGUCAGUGGAACUACCGACCUGAUCACUGUAUGUAUGGAAGCAACUGUAAAGGUGCAGAAGAAGAAGGUGUCUCUAUUCUGCACGGAAAUAGAGGUGUCUACCAUGAUGACAAACAGCCUACAUUCAAGGCUCUCUAUGAAGUGAUACGUGAUUUUCCAUUUGAAGACAAUCUCUUCCAGUCUUUGUACUACCCUCUGCAGUCUAAGUUUCUGGAUACAGUGCACACUUUAUGUGGGAGAAUCCCGCAAGUAUUUUUGAAGCAAAUUGAGAAAACCAUGAAGAAGGUGUAUGAAAAUCGUGUCAUCGUCUACUUGGGGGCCAACCACAGAUACUAAAUGUAGCUAUAUUUUUACGCAGAGCUUUUCAUUCUUGCACUUCCACCUCAUGAAGCAUAUAAAUGAAGAAUGUGACCUCUUUUACUGAAACUCAGAC
Molecule: messenger RNA, 1107 nt
Organism: Phaethon lepturus (White-tailed tropicbird)
Lineage: Eukaryota; Metazoa; Chordata; Aves; Phaethontiformes; Phaethontidae
Gene: GXYLT2
Product: glucoside xylosyltransferase 2
Exons: 6
Coding region: 6-1010 (334 amino acids)
Biological process (GO): protein O-linked glycosylation via N-acetylgalactosamine
Molecular function (GO): UDP-xylosyltransferase activity
Source: RefSeq, a predicted model, not a curated record